ACCUACCCAAUCCCGUGCGUAAAAGCUAUUUUGGAACGACAUUUGGAUAUCCAAAAGUAGUGUUUUCGAUGAUCAACGGCACAGUGAAGUUCCAGGCGGCACAGAACGCAUUUGAAGAAACCGCAAGUUCACAUCGGGGCAAGCUCGCUGAUCAUUAACUGUCUUUGUGCGCCUGUAAAUCAGAAGUUUUGCGGCGGAACCUCACGCGGCCGUGCUUGACCAGCGCUGGAUGCCAAGGACUCGCCAGACUCACAGGUCAAAGAGUUGUCCAUCUCUUUCAUUGAUUAUUGCGAUGCGUGCAUUGAGUGGGAGAUAAAGCUGCACUGAAAGGGUGUGAUAUUGUCGGGAGAGUGUGCUUGCGCUCUCGCUCAGUAGCCUCGCUGGACUAGAGAGAGGGAGGGAGUCUGGGAGAGAGGAAGAAGACAGGCGAAGUCUCACAAGAUGACUUUAGGUACGGAUAUGUCCGACAGCUCUGCAUUGUCCGAAGACGUGGACAUUGAUGUUGUUGGUGGCGACAUAUCCGUUGGGAAAGACGGAAAGUACAUCCACCACGAGUUCAACCUGGAGAAUGACUCGGACGAUAAUUACACCCAGAGCGCAGCUGAAAGAGGCUCGUCUCCCGGACUCAGCAGCUCCGAAUGUCCCUCAGACCAGCUGGGGUCCGGAGCGGAGAAUGGGACCAUGAUUGGGGACAAACCAAGGAAGAGUGCACUUGUGAAACCACCGUACUCUUACAUCGCCCUCAUCACCAUGGCCAUCCUGCAGAGCCCCAAGAAACGCUUAACUCUCAGUGAGAUCUGUGAGUUUAUCAGUAAUAGAUUUCCAUACUACCGAGAAAAAUUCCCGGCGUGGCAGAACUCGAUACGCCACAAUCUCUCUCUGAACGACUGCUUCGUCAAAAUACCACGGGAACCCGGCAACCCCGGAAAGGGCAACUACUGGACCCUCGACCCGGAUUCCGCUGACAUGUUUGACAAUGGGAGCUUCUUGCGCAGGAGGAAGCGCUUCAAGAGACACCAAAGUAACGAAAUCCUCAGGGAGUCUGGGGGCUUUCUUCCAGGGUUUGGAUACGGCCCGUAUGGAUACAACUAUGGACUGCAGCUGCAGAACUUCCAUGCAACUCAUAGCCCUUAUCACCCUCACCACACAGGUGGUUCAUUCACCUUCCCCAAUGCCCCCUGCACCUUGCCCUCAUCAGCCUCCAUAUUCCCUGCACCGCAUCACCUGCCCUCACUUUUAGGGGCCGAUUUAAGAAAGCCUUUUUACCCUCAAUUAAGCCCCUCUCUGCAGCCAAUCAAGACGGACUCCAGUACCCAGAGUCGGCCUUCGUUCUCCAUCGACAACAUCAUAGGUGCAGCCAAUUCCACAUCUUCUUCAUACAGCGCCCAGCCUAGCAGCCAGGCUCAGAUCCUGGCCAUGUUGACCCCUGCACUGGCCUCAGCUUCCAGUCAUUUGAACUUAUCACAGGAGAGCAUAUUGCAAGCAGGACCACAAAAUCAGACCUUUCCCAGCAAAACUCAGAAUAUAAAUACUUGUCCUUUCUAAAAAGAAAGAAAACAACAAAAACAAAUAGAGAAAACAAGAGAAGAAAAAAACAGAAAAAAGGGAAAAACAAAUUUUAAAAAAUUUGCAGGAGUGUCAUCUGUAAAUCAUAUAUAAAACGCCACUUGUGGCAUCUAUGUGAAGGUAGGGUGAAGGUAUUUCUUGUUGAAGAGUGUUUUGAUGCUCUCCUGAUUUUCUGACAAUUCGAGUGGAGAGAUGUGUUUAUUUAUGGGUUGUAAAUAUGUGUAAAAAUGAGAGACACACAAGAGAAUAAUCUUUUUAAACAAUGAUAGCUUGAAAUCUGACAUGAGGCCUUCAUGUGUCAGUGGAGGAUGAAAAAAAGAA
Messenger RNA from Salarias fasciatus (jewelled blenny), 1887 nucleotides. It is a transcript of the gene foxd2, whose product is annotated as forkhead box D2. The record is from RefSeq and is a predicted model, not a curated record. The transcript has a single exon. Lineage: Eukaryota; Metazoa; Chordata; Actinopteri; Blenniiformes; Blenniidae. The coding region runs from base 442 to 1545 and encodes 367 amino acids. Gene Ontology annotation, biological process: anatomical structure morphogenesis; regulation of transcription by RNA polymerase II; cell differentiation. Gene Ontology annotation, molecular function: RNA polymerase II cis-regulatory region sequence-specific DNA binding; DNA-binding transcription factor activity, RNA polymerase II-specific.